AUGGGAACCCCUGAAUAUAUUGACUUUAACAGCUAUGCCCCACAAAUUGAGACCAUUGUUAAGGAAGCCUUUAAAUCAUGUGUAGCUCAUUCACAAAAGGCAUGCCAACGCGACUACAUUCCGGCCGUCGUGAUUGCAGUGCUGAUUUUUAACGCUCUUGUGUAUUUUGGCCACAGGCUAGGAAGAAACGUAAUAUACAAAAUGAGUGAUUAG
Messenger RNA from Plasmodium fragile, 213 nucleotides. RefSeq lists its product as uncharacterized. The record is from RefSeq and is a predicted model, not a curated record. The transcript has a single exon. NCBI's taxonomy places the organism in Eukaryota, Apicomplexa, Aconoidasida, Haemosporida, Plasmodiidae. The coding region runs from base 1 to 213 and encodes 70 amino acids.